UGGCAGCUCUCACACUCUCCCCUACUCCUUCUCCAGGUGCCAGCCAUUGUGAGGUACAUCCACCAGUGCCUCACCUUCCACCUGUCUCCAGAUGUCAGGCAGCACAUUGACAUCCGCAGGCUCGCUGACAGAAACCCUCAUGAGGUCGUGAUGACUCUGCUGGGCUGUGCUCCAGAGUGUGACAGAGCUGCUGCAGUGAUGUGGAGCAGCAUCGCCUCCUCAAGAACAGCAAUGGAGAAGGUGCUGCCCACACUGCUUGGAGCAAUGCAGGACUGGCCAGUGCACAGCAUGUCCAGCUCUGAUGCUGACAACAACACAGCCAUCUUUGCCCUGGCUGCAACCCUGGCACUGUGGCACAUCAUCCAGGAGACCGAAUGCGAAGAGGCCAUGAUCAAUCAUGCCCCACACCUCCUCUUGUCUCUGCUCUUCCAAAUUUCCAUGAGCACAGAGCAGAUGUCAGAGGAGGUCGAUGCUUUCUGGAGGCAGUGCCAGGAGGAACAUGGCCUUCCCAAAAACCCCAACAGGUUUGCAGUACAGACCCUGAAGGCUCUGCUCUGCUGCCUGCACUGGGAGAAUGAGGUGGUGGCCAUUGAACGAAAGCGUGGCUGGGAGACACUGCUAUGUUUAGACACCCACCAUUAUGCAGUGGGGCUGCUGGCCAGGGAGAUGCGACGUGUCCUUGUCCCGUUCCAUUGCGAGAUGGCAAUCGACCUGCUCAGGAUGCUCAGCAGGGAGGAACCCCACUGGGAGCUCCCUGCCCUGGCGUUCCUCGUAGAGAUCCUGGACUAUCUGGAUGGGAGAAAGUGUCACGACACAGUUCUGCCCAUCCUAUCAAGGAACUUGCAGAUCCUGUGCCCUGAGAGGCAGCGCCUGGCACUGAGAGGCCUCCUGGUUCUCAGUGUGGAUCCCUUGAUGGCCGACAGCAUCUGCAGCCUGGCUGAAAACCUCCUGGAGCUGCUGCGUCAUGAAGAUGUAGAGAUGGUCGAGAUGACCCUCUCUGUCUUCCUGAACAUGCUCCAGGAUGAAGACCUUCAGGCAUUCGGCUCUGCUGCCCUGAAGCUGGCUGAGGCACUGCAGCCACUGUUUGAUAAUGACAACAGCCACGUGCAGCUGCUCUCCAUUCGCCUCUUCCGAGAGGUGAUGGAGUUGGUAGUGGAAGAGGGAAAGGAGACACUUGUGCACCAGAGCCUGGUGCCGCUCCUCUUCCACUGCCAUGAUGAGACCCAGUGCGUGGCAGAGAUGGACAAGGACAUGAGCUGA
Messenger RNA from Empidonax traillii (willow flycatcher), 1260 nucleotides. Its product is annotated as maestro heat-like repeat family member 5. Lineage: Eukaryota; Metazoa; Chordata; Aves; Passeriformes; Tyrannidae. The annotation marks the transcript as partial. The transcript has 9 exons. The record is from RefSeq and is a predicted model, not a curated record. Gene Ontology annotation, cellular component: cytoplasm.